ACAAAUUUAACACAUAUGUGACCCUGAAAGUGCAAAAUGUGAAGAGCACAACUGUAGCAGUCCGUGGCGAUCAACCUUCCUGGGAACAAGAUUUUAUGUUUGAGAUUAGUCGCCUGGACCUGGGUCUAAGUGUGGAAGUAUGGAACAAAGGACUGAUCUGGGACACCAUGGUGGGGACUGUGUGGAUUGCACUGAAGACUAUUCGUCAGUCAGAUGAGGAAGGGCCUGGGGAAUGGUCCACGUUGGAGGCAGAGACUUUAAUGAAAGAUGAUGAGAUCUGUGGAACUAAAAACCCAACUCCCCAUAAAAUUUUGCUGGAUACAAGAUUUGAGUUGCCUUUUGAUAUCCCAGAGGAGGAAGCCAGAUAUUGGACCUACAAAUUGGAGCAAAUCAAUGCCUUGGGAACUGACAAUGAGCAACCUGUUAGGAAACGUCUGGUAAGCAACCUCAUGAGAGAAUCUGAAGCCCAGGGUAUGAUGAGGUCGGGCAUAGAGUUUGGAUUUAUCAACAUAUUUGUAGCAAUUGAAGUCAUAGGAAUAGAAGAGCUCACUCAG
Messenger RNA from Kogia breviceps (pygmy sperm whale), 554 nucleotides. RefSeq names its product protein unc-13 homolog B-like. Gene Ontology annotation, molecular function: calmodulin binding; syntaxin-1 binding; diacylglycerol binding. The annotation marks the transcript as partial. The transcript is spliced from 5 exons. Gene Ontology annotation, cellular component: presynaptic active zone cytoplasmic component; neuromuscular junction; presynaptic membrane. Lineage: Eukaryota; Metazoa; Chordata; Mammalia; Artiodactyla; Physeteridae. The record is from RefSeq and is a predicted model, not a curated record. Gene Ontology annotation, biological process: synaptic vesicle priming; synaptic transmission, glutamatergic; presynaptic dense core vesicle exocytosis.